Molecule: messenger RNA, 1210 nt
Organism: Acaulospora morrowiae
Lineage: Eukaryota; Fungi; Glomeromycota; Glomeromycetes; Diversisporales; Acaulosporaceae
Source: the annotation of a GenBank genome assembly
GUUUGUGAACUUACAAAAACCAAUUUCUAAGUCAACACGAGCUUCACACACUAUGGCAUCACAAGAACAUAAGUUGUGCAUGAUUCCUGGUCCUGUUGAAUUUCAUGAGGAUGUAUUGACUUCGAUGUCAACAGCAGCUACUUCACAUGUUUCACCUUCCUUUAUUUCUGUAUUCGGCGAAUGCGUUGAGCUUCUACGUAAAGUGUUUUUUACGGCCAAGGGACAACCUUUUAUCAUCUCUGGUUCUGGAACUCUGGGAUUUGACAUGACUGCCUCUAAUUUGGUGGAACCGGGUGAAGAUGUGCUGGUAUUGAAUAGCGGUUAUUUUGGCGACUCUUUUACAACGUGCCUCGAGACAUACGGUGCAAACGUUACACAGAUUAAAGCUGAAAUUGGAGAUCGACCAUCACUUGAAAAUAUCGCAGAAGUUUUAUCAUCCAAAAAGUUUAAAGCCAUUACUAUCACUCAUGUUGACACUUCUACCGGCGUGCUUUCAGAUGUUAGAGCCAUAGCAGAAGUGGUGAAACAAAAGUCACCUGAUACUUUAAUAAUCGUAGAUGGCGUUUGUUCUAUUGGAGCCGAAGAAUUACGUGUAGACGAAUGGGGUUUGGACAUUGCGUUUACCGCAAGUCAAAAAGCGCUUGGGGUUCCCUCGGGAUUGUCAAUAUUGAUUGCAAGUGAAAGAGCUAUUGAAGUAUACAAGCGACGAAAAACACCUAUUCCAAGCUACUACGCCUCUUGGGCACAUUGGUUACCAAUCAUGAAUGCAUAUGAGCUUAGGAAAGCAUCAUAUUUUGCCACUCCACCAGUACAAUUGAUCUAUGCUCUUAACACUAGCCUAAAACAGAUCACCUCAGUUCCACUUGAGACUCGUUUCCAAAUGCACAAAGAAGUUAGCAAUCGUAUUAAGGACGCCAUUGAAAAUUUAGGACUAAAAUUUGUCCCAAAUUCCAGAGAGAUUGCAGCCAAUGGUAUGACAGCUGUUUACUAUCCUGAAGGAAUCCAAGCCACGGAUCUCCUUCCCAGGGUGGCAAAUCACAACGUCGUAAUUGCGGGUGGUUUGCAUAGAGCUAUUGCUACCAAGUACUUUAGAAUUGGUCACAUGGGGCUCAGUGUCAUCGAACCCAACAGAGGACAUAUAGAUAAAACCAUUGAAUCCUUAAGGAUAGGUUUGAACGAAUUAGGUUAUAGAGGAGGGGAGAGUCAAUAA